Bactrocera dorsalis (oriental fruit fly) is the source of this 658-nucleotide messenger RNA. RefSeq names its product thioredoxin-like protein 4A (gene Dim1). The record is from RefSeq and is a predicted model, not a curated record. NCBI's taxonomy places the organism in Eukaryota, Metazoa, Arthropoda, Insecta, Diptera, Tephritidae. Gene Ontology annotation, cellular component: U5 snRNP; U4/U6 x U5 tri-snRNP complex; spliceosomal complex. Gene Ontology annotation, biological process: mRNA splicing, via spliceosome. The transcript is spliced from 2 exons. The coding region runs from base 127 to 555 and encodes 142 amino acids.
UGAUUGUCAAUAGUGCGUUUGUAAACGUUUAAGAAAGUGUAAAACUUCGCGUGUGUGAAGAAUUGUAUAAAACAUUCUUAAUAUAAGUUUUUAUUAAUUUGUGCGUUUAAAUAAAAAUCUUCCAAUAUGUCGUACAUGCUACCACAUUUACACAAUGGCUGGCAAGUAGAUCAGGCCAUCCUAUCCGAGGAAGAUCGCGUAGUAGUUAUUCGUUUUGGCCACGAUUGGGACCCCGCUUGCAUGAAAAUGGACGAAGUCAUGUACAGCAUAGCGGAGAAAGUGAAAAAUUUUGCUGUAAUUUACUUGGUCGACAUCACUGAGGUGCCCGACUUUAACAAGAUGUAUGAAUUAUACGAUCCAUGCACCGUAAUGUUUUUCUUCCGCAACAAACAUAUCAUGAUUGAUUUGGGCACUGGUAAUAACAACAAAAUCAAUUGGCCACUUGAAGAUAAACAGGAAAUGAUCGAUAUUGUAGAGACAGUGUAUCGUGGUGCACGAAAAGGUCGGGGUCUAGUCGUAUCGCCAAAAGACUAUUCUACAAAAUAUAGAUAUUAAAUUUAAUAUUAUAAUUAAGCCGCCCAUCAUCGCAUUUAUUGAACUCAUCUCAUCUAUCAACUAACUAGUUUUAUUUAAUUAAAAAAAUAUCAAAAAGGAAAAA